Messenger RNA from Sphenostylis stenocarpa, 1206 nucleotides. Lineage: Eukaryota; Viridiplantae; Streptophyta; Magnoliopsida; Fabales; Fabaceae. The record is from the annotation of a GenBank genome assembly.
AUGUCUCCGAAGCUCCCUUCAUAUCUCUUCCCAUGGCUCAUCUUCCUAACAUUUUCAUCCCUCUAUUUCUUCUCUUCAUUCCUCUCUCUCCAGUCAUUCUUCUCUUCUUGUUCUUCCCCAACCUCACGAUUAAUCGCAAUCUCCAACUGCAAUCUUUUCAGCGGCCACUGGGUCUCGGAUCCUGACCGCACCCCUCUCUACGAUCAAACAUGCCCCUUCCACCGGAACGCCUGGAACUGCCUCCGAAACGAGAGGCAAAAUAUGAGCGUCAUCAACUCUUGGAAGUGGGUGCCCCGGAACUGCCAGUUAAAUCGGAUCGACCCGUUUCGGUUUCUGGGUAGGAUGAGGAACAGGAACAUUGGGUUUGUUGGGGAUUCUCUCAAUGAGAAUUUCUUGGCUUCUUUUCUCUGCAUUCUCAGGGCCGCCGAUGAGGGGGCCAAAAAGUGGAAAAAGAAGGGUUCUUGGAGGGGUGCCUAUUUUCCCAAAUUCAAUGUCACAGUUGCUUAUCACCGUGCCGUUUUGCUCUCCAGAUACCAGUGGCAGCCAAAACAAGAGAAUGCUGGGAUGCAAGAUGGAUCAGAAGGUUUUUAUCGAGUUGAUGUUGAUGUUCCUGCAGAUGACUGGGCUAAAAUUGCUGGAUUCUAUGACGUUCUGGUGUUUAAUACUGGUCACUGGUGGAAUAAUGACAAAUUCCCAAAAGAGAAGCCUCUUGUCUUCUAUCAAGCAGGACAACCAAUAGUUCCACCUCUUGGGAUGUUGGAUGGACUUAAAGUUGUUCUUGUUAACAUGAUCACAUACAUUCAGAAAGAAUUUCCUGGAAACACACUUAAAUUCUGGAGAUUACAAUCCCCGAGACACUUUUAUGGUGGUGACUGGAAUCAAAAUGGGAGCUGCUUGUUUAACAGACCCCUUGAGGAGAACGAGCUUGACUCAUGGUUUGAACCCAGGAACAACGGAGUUAACAAGGAAGCGAGACUGUUGAAUGCUGUGAUUCAAGAAACAUUACAAGGCACGGGUAUUCAAUUGCUUGAUUUGACUCAUUUAAGUGAGUUUAGAUCUGAUGCUCAUCCAGCAAUUUGGUUAGGAAGGAAGGAUGCAGUUGCAAUAUGGGGUCAGGAUUGCAUGCAUUGGUGUCUUCCUGGUGUUCCUGACACAUGGGUUGAUAUAUUGUCACAACUGAUCCUUGAUGGCUUAAAAGAGAACUGA